Messenger RNA from Penicillium malachiteum, 2733 nucleotides. RefSeq names its product Tubulin-specific chaperone D C-terminal. Lineage: Eukaryota; Fungi; Ascomycota; Eurotiomycetes; Eurotiales; Aspergillaceae. Gene Ontology annotation, molecular function: GTPase activator activity; beta-tubulin binding. The coding region runs from base 1 to 2733 and encodes 910 amino acids. Gene Ontology annotation, biological process: tubulin complex assembly; post-chaperonin tubulin folding pathway; microtubule cytoskeleton organization. The transcript is spliced from 2 exons. The record is from RefSeq and is a predicted model, not a curated record.
AUGGAUGCUGUUGAAGACCGGGAUCUCAAGCUCCAGCGAGCUUCUGGUGACCUGGUGACAGAGUUUUCAGCCAAGUUGCCAUCGUUGUUGUGGAAGUUUGAGAACGGAACCCCUCUCCGUACCCCACGCAAAUGGGCACCAGUGUCCAAGACGGAGAAGCUCGUCGCGCUUCUUGAGCCGUUUCAAGAAUGGCCUCAACUCUUGGAUCCGCAUCUGCAGGUGCUUCUGCCUCCUUUAGUGGAUUCGUUUCUGGCAUAUUUGAUCCGACAUAGAAGUCAAUAUGGAUCCCAGGCGACUAAGACUUCUCAUAAAUCAGCUGUUUACCCUCUACCGAAGGCUAUUUGCAGGCUGCUUUACACUUUCUGCAAGGUUCGGGGAGUCAAGGUGAUCAGCAGGUUUCUCAACAAUGAGCCUAAGCACCUUGAUUCCAUGCUACGAGCUUUCGUGGACUGGGAUGCCGCAUCCAAUCCUUCUUUGACUGAAGACUCUGAAGAUACAGAGUCAUACAGUCUUCAAUGGGAAGAGCGCUAUGUGAUGCUUGUCUGGCUCUCCCAUCUCCUGCUUGCACCAUUUGACCUGUCUUCGUUAUCUUCAGAUGAUAUUCCUGUUCCAUUCGAUAAUUUACAGCAACUUGGAAACCUCGCUGAGAAUACUCCGAUGAUUGGAAAAUCUGUACUCUCCUUGGCGCUCCAUUACAUCAAUGUUCCCGGAAAAGAGCGCGAGGCAGCAACAGCUCUGCUGGCCAGACUUGUGCUACGCGGAGACAUGCAAGCCCUUGGUCUAUUGACUGGGCUGACUUACUGGGCUUUUUCGAUGAUGAAGCCAUUAGAAUCCAAUGAAGCACCAUCCGUCUACUCGUGUAUCGGAGUUCUCUCCUUUAUUGCACGCCUAGCUGGGUCAGGUCAAGUGGAAGACUUGGCUCCUCUACUGAAACCUGUAUUUGAACAGACCAUCAGUGUCUCACAGGGCACGUCAGCUGUGUCUUCUGUCUUCCAGUCCUCUGCUAUGGCUCGAAAAAUCGUGGUGAAAAUCCUUCGCAAUAUCACAGUCAUGGCGCUGUCUCUUAGUGAGAGGGGAGAUAGCAACAUGGAUGAUGAUCAACUUUCCAGUAUCCUAGAGGAAGCUAUCGACCACUUCCUGGUUUCCCUCGCAGAUAAAGACACUCCUGUUCGAUUUGCUUCAAGUAAAGCCCUGAGUGUGAUCACUUUGAAGUUGGAUCCAGACAUGGGCGCUGAGGUCAUUGAGGCAGUUAUCGGUUCACUCGGAGAGAAUAUUCUAUUUGAAAAGGAUGAUGGAAGUCUGAUGACGCCAUUUGAGGCUCGUGAUGCUGGUCUUCAUUCACUAAAACGCAACUUAAGUGGUGUUGAUGCGCAACGAUGGCAGGGUCUCAUGCUCACGUUGUCACAUUUAUUAUUCCGUCGCGCACCUCCAAUCAGUCAGCUUCCUGAUAUCCUGCAAUCCCUUGUAUCAGGCCUUGACUUCGAACAAAGAUCAUCUACAGGUAGUUCUGUGGGAACUGGUGUUCGUGAUGCUGCUUGCUUUGGUGUCUGGGCUAUGUCUCGAAAAUAUACAACCUCCGAGCUUCAAGCCCUUCAGCCUCAAAAGAUUCCCUCUUUCUCUGGUAAAUCAGAAGUCGGAGUUUUACAGAAGUUGGCAGUAGAGCUCGUAUGUUCUGCGUGUGUCGAUCCCUCCGGAAAUAUUCGACGUGGUGCCUCUGCAGCUCUACAAGAGCUAAUUGGACGUCAUCCCAACAUGAUAGCCGAAGGAAUUCCUCUCGUACAAGUCGUGGACUACCAUGCCGUCGCACGUCGCUCCCGAGCCAUGAUUGAUGUGGCCAAAGCAACUGCUUGUCUGGAUAUGGUUUACUGGAGUCCACUACUGGAAGCCUUGAUGGGUUGGCGGGGCAUUGGCUCGCCAGAUGCUGAAUCACGGCGACGAGCAGCAAGCUCCAUUGGAUCACUGAGCAAACUGGAAAAGUUCAAGACCAUGAGUGUGGCCCUACAGAAGCUCUCCAGUAAGCUUCCCCGUAUCCCUCGAAGUGAUGUGGAGUCACGACACGGAUGUCUCCUAUCGAUUGCCGCCACUGUUGAUGCUUAUAUCCAUGAGUGGGAUUCAUCUCCGGAGGCAAGAGAUACUCCAGAAGGAAAAGAGGUUCUUUCCCAAGUAACUGCUUUGUGGAACAUAUUCGAUUCUCCCUACAGCCCUACAGACAACGACCUUAAACUCCAGAGCUCUCGUCCUGAAUUAACAGCAGAGGCUGCAUCCCGCUUGAUUGACUCCCUUUGUCAAGCAACCAUAUCAGUUGGGGUUUCUCGACCAUCAAAGCCACUGCUUGACCGUGUUCUUGAGAUUCUAUCCCUGUGCAUCUCCCGGACUGAUGACAUUUCAAUUCAAACUUCAUCAGAUGCUCUCUCUAUCCUAUUUCCGCUCCUUUCACCGGAAAAGCAAGAUGCCACUGUGCAAUCAUGGUUUUCUUAUCUUCGGACUGCUUCAAGACUGCCCGGUGGUCGAGGACAGAUCUUAGCCCUCGGUGCAGUCUUUAAACGGCUUGGAGGGCAAGAGCAGUUACAGCAGAGUAUUGUCGCAGAGUUACUUAAAUGUGCUGGAAAGGAUGAGCUCAUUGAAAAACGAGUCAGCGCUGUGAAAUGCUUUGCUAGUGGGAUAUUGCCGCACACGGACAACCUUUCUCGUACGUACUUGCUGGGUACACAAAAGACUGCAAACAGAUACUAA